AUCACACCAGGACUGAGCCCACCAUUAGGGUUUAUCUCUACUCGCGGUGCCCAACAUCACCCUCGCACUCUCACCACCUGUCCACCUCCACGGACGACCCAACUCCGCCGCCGCCACCGCCACCGCCAGACGCGCUGUCUCCGUCGCUCGAUUGCAAGAAUGGCGGUGCCGCUGCUGACUAGGAAGAUCGUGAAGAAGCGGGUCAAGCAGUUCAAGAGGGCGCACAGCGACCGCUACAUCGGGCUCAAGACAAGCUGGAGGAGGCCAAAGGGUAUUGAUUCUCGUGUCAGGAGGAAGUUCAAGGGAUGCACCUUGAUGCCCAAUAUUGGAUAUGGCUCUGACAAGAAGACCAGGCACUACCUGCCCAACAAGUUCAAGAAGUUUGUGGUGCACAAUGUAUCUGAGCUGGAGCUGCUUAUGAUGCACAACAGGACCUACUGUGCUGAAAUCGCUCAUAACGUGUCCACAAAGAAGCGCAAGGAGAUAGUGGAGCGUGCUGCACAACUCGACGUCGUGGUCACCAACAAGCUUGCCAGGCUUCGCAGCCAGGAGGACGAGUGAAAUAUUCCCAACAGUAGUAGUUUUGGAUUGGUUCAUCUGUAGGAGACUUAAGACCCGUGUCAGGAAAUCUGUUCUCCUUUCUGUUUGCCUGAAGGAUUUGGUACUAUUAACCAUAUUGCUAUCGAUAACGACUAUGUUCUCGUGCUAUAAGAACAUCAAUUUUGAAGCAAAAGAAUGUGGAUUGUUCUUGAUUAUCA
Brachypodium distachyon (stiff brome) is the source of this 758-nucleotide messenger RNA. Its product is annotated as 60S ribosomal protein L32-1. Gene Ontology annotation, cellular component: ribosome; cytosolic large ribosomal subunit. Gene Ontology annotation, molecular function: structural constituent of ribosome. The coding region runs from base 160 to 561 and encodes 133 amino acids. The transcript is spliced from 4 exons. Gene Ontology annotation, biological process: translation. Lineage: Eukaryota; Viridiplantae; Streptophyta; Magnoliopsida; Poales; Poaceae. The record is from RefSeq and is a predicted model, not a curated record.